AAAGAAAACGCGUUGGCUUCAUACAUUUCUAAACUAAAAAUAACCAUGGAGUGUCACGUGACGACAUUGGACAGUAGUUCAAGAUGGAGUCUGCGCCUUAUUUUGUAGCUUUCCACCUACAGUAAUCAUAAUAUGGCAAAUUAUAUCAGUGAUUUUUAAAAUUCUGAGUUUGAGGAGUUCAUUUUUCUUUGCUUCUCGUCAAUCUGUAUGGGAUUUGAAUAUAGGUCUUUGAUGAAAAGAGAGGGUAUUUGCUAAACAUCUGUCAACUGAAACAUCUAGCUAGGUAGCAAUCGGUUAAGUGUUUGGAAUGUUCAUAAACGUUCUAUUAAUUCAGAGAUCGAUAUGACGCUGAGAGAGUUAAAGGUUUGCCUUCUUGGGGACACUGGGGUUGGAAAGUCAAGCAUUGUUUGGAGGUUUGUGGAGGACAACUUUGACCCCAACAUUAAUCCAACUAUUGGGGCAUCCUUCAUGACAAAGACGGUGCAGUAUCAAAAUGAGCUUCACAAAUUUCUCAUCUGGGACACUGCAGGGCAAGAGAGAUUCCGUGCGUUGGCGCCAAUGUACUACAGAGGCUCUGCGGCAGCCAUCAUUGUUUAUGACAUCACUAAAGAGGACUCGUUCCAGACGUUGAAGAACUGGGUGAAGGAGCUUCGUCAGCACGGCCCGCCCAACAUCGUGGUAGCCAUCGCUGGCAACAAGUGUGACCUGUCCGAUGCCAGGGAGGUCUCGGAGAAAGAUGCCAAGGACUAUGCUGACUCCAUCCACGCCAUCUUUGUGGAGACCAGCGCCAAGAACGCCAUUAACAUCAAUGAGGUCUUUAUAGAGAUAAGUCAACGGAUCCCUGUCCUAGAUGCAGGGGGAGGGGCUGCAGGGAAUGGCUUCAAACUGCGCCGGCGGCCCUCAGAGACCCGGACCCGGACCUGCUGCUGAUGCUGCCAGUGAACCCUGACCUUAGUCCCACAUUGACCCUUGACCCCUGACCCUUCUCUGCUUGCGGCCUCCAUAAUCCCCCCCUAACCACAGACCUGCGUCAUAGAGACCUGGGAGCUGCAAAUGCCACUCCUCCAUUGGGAAACCCUGAUUACUACCGCCAUUGCAUCCUGCAUCUAAUGCUACACUGUAAAGAGAGAGCAGCUGAGCAAAUUACAGUUUACUGGGAUAUAUGACCAUAUCUCAUCGUUCUAUGCGGCUAACUUUGGCUUAGUUAUUGUGAAGCUGUAGUCUUGUGUUUUUUAAUGCCUAUCUGGAGCCCAAAAGGUUAAAAUGAAGUCCACAGCCUUUAAAGGCGCUUUAUUUGUCUGCAUUUGUCGUGCAGCAGAAGUCAGGGCAUUUAUUAUUCUUGCGCUUAACCAAGCAGCACAGAGCUGUUGUGAAGGAAGUUGUCAAGGCAGUGAGUUUGUUUAUGCAGGACCUCCCACCCUCACCUACCGCCAACCAAUCAUGUCACUGCGGAGUUAUACGGAGCCCUCUGUGUUGUUACACAAUUUGAGAUGCGCACGGCGAUGUGGUAUGGAGCUGAAUUGCGUCACACCAUCCAUACGGUUUAUGGAUGGUGUGCCUUUAGGUUCGCCAAGUAGGUCUAUGGCAGCUAUCCUUUAGGUUCGCCAAGUAGGUCUAUGGCAGCUAUCCUUUAGGUUCGCCAAGUAGGUCUAUGGCAGCUAUCCUUUAGGUUCGCCAAUUAGGUCUAUGGCAGCUAUCCUUUAGGUUCGCCAAGUAGGUCUAUGGCAGCUAUCCUUUAGGUUCGCCAAGUAGGUCUAUGGCAGCUAUCCUUUAGGUUCGCCAAGUAGGUCUAUGGCAGCUAUCCUUUAGGUUCGCCAAGUAGGUCUAUGGCAGCUAUCCUUUAGGUUCGCCAAGUAGGUCUAUGGCAGCUAUCCUUUAGGUUCGCCAAGUAGGUCUAUGGCAGCUAUCCUUUAGGUUCGCCAAGUAGGUCUAUGGCAGUCUCACCCCCCUCCUUGCUGUGUUCACUUCAUCCUCCCGUAUUCCAGAUCUGUGGCUUGUCCAAGCCUAUGGCACCAGAUUCCUAUAUGGCUCUGGUCAAAAGUAGUGCACCUUAUACACUGAGUGUACAAAACAUUAAGAACACCUUCCUAAUAUUGAGU
Messenger RNA from Salvelinus namaycush (lake trout), 2099 nucleotides. It is a transcript of the gene rab22a, whose product is annotated as RAB22A, member RAS oncogene family. Lineage: Eukaryota; Metazoa; Chordata; Actinopteri; Salmoniformes; Salmonidae. The transcript is spliced from 7 exons. The coding region runs from base 343 to 930 and encodes 195 amino acids. Gene Ontology annotation, molecular function: GTP binding; GTPase activity. The record is from RefSeq and is a predicted model, not a curated record.